UGGCUGGUGGGGGUGAUGAGAGAGAGAGAGAGAAUCUAAGAAACAAGACACAGAAAGAAAGAAAGCGAAAAUAGUGAAUCAACAACUGGGAAAAGGAAAGAGAGAGAAAAUUAAUUAAUUAAUUAACCAAAAGGGACAAAGACACAGAAAUUAAACCUUAGAGAAACGAGAAAGGAAGCCCCAUGAUGAAGCAGAUGGUCGAAGAGAGGGUCCUCUGAGAUCAUCCUUAAAAAGGCAGCAAUAGAGAUUAAAAAAAAAAACAUUCUUAAAAAAAAGAUUUAAUAAAAACAAUAGAGAUUUAAAUUUUAUUAAUUACAUUCAACUUUUGCUGCCUUUUUUUUUUGUCUUUGUCUCAAUUUGCCAUCACCUUUCAUCCCCCUUCCACCCAGCAUUCCAUUUCCUUGCCAAGUUGCUAUAAUUUGUUCACUUUUGACCCUUCUACGCGCUACACAUAUUGCUGAGGAUAAUUGAGAGGAAGAUAUAUUGAGUAGAGGCUACAAGGUUAUGUCUUUGUUGAAUAUAUUGUAACAAAGAGAUAACAUUGUAAAAAUGAGGGAUCCUGAUAUGAUCAACUUUGGACCUCAAGAGCUUUGAUAAUUUUCUAUGCUUAAUUGUAAUAUAAUUUAAGUUUUUCCUAUAGUUAGUGAAUUUCUUCAGCUUCAUCUAAAUAGAUAUACUGUGCCUCAUUCGCGCUGGCAUUGGCUUCAUCAAGAAAUGGGAAUGAGAUAUAACACAUUUGGAUUUUGGUUUAUAAUUUAUAAUAUUUGCUUCAUUUCUCUUUUGGGAAUCCAUCAGUGUUGGUCGCUUAAUGAUGAAGGAUUGGCUUUGUUGGAGUUUAGGGCAAGAAUAACAUGUGAUCCUCGUGUUGCUUUGGAAAAUUGGAAUCCAAAUGAUUGUGACCCCUGCAAGUGGUUUGGGGUGCACUGUAUCGAUGGUAGAGUGCAGAUGCUGGACCUAAAUGGGCUAUCUUUAGAAGGGACAUUGGCUCCUGAGCUUGGGAAACUUAGUCACUUAAAAUAUCUUGUGUUAUGGAAUAACAAUUUUUCCGGUGCCAUUCCUAAAGAACUUGGAGAUCUAGCUGAGCUAGAGUUAUUGGAUUUAAGAGAGAAUAACUUGUCAGGAAGCAUUCCAGCAGAGAUUAGUAGAAUGUUAUCACUAAAACACUUGUUGCUUUGUGACAACAAAAUAGAAGAGAGUGAUUCUCAAGAUCAAGAAAAAUUCAGAUUUCCCUCUAAAUCACUACUUGUUGAUCAUUGUUCAUCACCUCUCACUACAUUAUUUUCCUGCAUCAAUAGAAAGUUUGGUCACGGUGUGUGGCAUAGCAACUUCAAGCAAUGGAACAAACCAGAUUCACUGAUUAUUCCAAUUAAAGUAGCACUUCUGAAAUGCCUCAAUGCCUUUUCACUGCCACUGUUCAAACAAGGCCAUGAAGAAAAAUUUGGCGACCUUCAACCUCGUGCUAAUGAGGCAGAGAUUACCAUGAAUGUGCCGAGCCUUAUCAAUUACGCACGUCGAAGGUUACUCGGUGAAUCGAGUAACCUUGCAGCUGAACCUUAUAGUGGUGGACCUAUAACAGAUUUCAGUUAUGAUCCAAUUAUCAUUAGUAGUGGAUCUAUUCCAGCUGUUCCAGAUGUAGAUAAGAAACAAAAUCAGUCACACUCACCUUUGCCUUCUCCUUCUGAUUCUGCUUUUGAUGGAAACCAAACAAAUCAACAACAUUCAGCUAAUGGUGGUUCUGGAAAGUUGUGGAAAUAUAUAAUAAUUAUCAUAGUUGUGGCUGUUUUGCUCAUUGUCGUCGUAGUUCUUUCCAUUUGGAGAAAAAGAGCAGCUAAAAUAAUUAAACCUUGGAAAACUGGUAUAAGUGGACAGUUGCAAAGAGCUUUUAUAACAGGGGUUCCUAAGUUGAAUAGAGGAGAACUAGAGACAGCAUGUGAGGAUUUCAGCAAUAUUGUUAUUAGAUUUGAAGGAUGCACUGUCUACAAAGGAACACUGUCUAGUGGAGUCGAAAUCGCGGUUGUUUCUACUCUUAUUGAUUCCUCUCAAGAAUGGUCUAAGAGCAUGGAAUUGAACUACAGGAAAAAGAUUGCGACAUUGUCCCGCAUAAACCAUAAGAACUUUGUUAAUCUUAUUGGAUACUGUGAGGAAGAAGAACCAUUCACAAGGAUGUUAAUAUUUGAAUAUGCUCCAAAUGGAAUCCUAUUUGAGCACAUACAUGUUAGAGAAGUUGAACGUCUUGAUUGGAGAGAAAGGGUGAGGAUUAUAAUGGGAAUUGCAUAUUGUCUUCAGUACAUGCACCAUGAUCUAAAUCCACCAGUAGCUCAUAGCAAAGUUGCUUCAAAUAUGAUCAUGUUGACUGAUGAUUAUGCUGCCAAGCUUGCGGAGGUCACUUUUAGAAAUAUUGAAGCACCAUCUAGGACAUCUAGAGGGGAUUCAAAGAAAUCAGAUUUGCGCCGUGCUGAUCUUGAUGACAAUGUCUUUGACUUUGGAAUAUUGCUGCUAGAAAUCAUUUCUGGUAAAUUGCCUCAAUCGGAAGAACAGUGCAAUCUUGUCAACUGGGCUACUGAGUGCUUAAACGACAAGAGAAGCAUCAGCUAUAUGAUUGAUCCAAAUCUGCAGUCUUUCAAGGACAAUGAACUUGAUGUAAUUUGUGAAGUAAUUCAAGAUUGUAUACAACCUGAUUCAAAGUUAAGGCCUACAAUGAGAGAUAUAACUUCAAAAUUGAAGGAAGUUCUUAGUGUGACACCUGAGCAAGCUGUUCCAAGACUUUCUCCACUAUGGUGGGCUGAAUUGGAGAUAUUAUCAGUGGAGACUACUUAACAAGUUUCAAUCUCACUCUCUUCUCUGUGUUUUGAAAAUCAACAAAGACUCUCUCUAUCCUCUGCCAAGCUACUAGAGUGGUAUAUAUUGAUAUUUGCUGCUAAAAACCAUUUUCUUCCUUCAAUCUCAAUAUUGUUCGUUUGUAAAAAGUCUUCAUCAUUAUUAAUACCUUAAUUAGCUAUAAAUUAAUGUCCAAAUGAAAAGUGUGUUGUGUUGUUUUGCAAGAUCCUUGAUGUAAAUUAAUUGUAUUUUUGUUGAUGAAGUUUGGGAUGUAAAAAUUAUGACUUAAUGAACAUGCAACUUUUAUACA
Messenger RNA from Cicer arietinum (chickpea), 3127 nucleotides. RefSeq names its product protein MALE DISCOVERER 2-like. NCBI's taxonomy places the organism in Eukaryota, Viridiplantae, Streptophyta, Magnoliopsida, Fabales, Fabaceae. Gene Ontology annotation, molecular function: ATP binding; protein kinase activity; protein binding. Gene Ontology annotation, biological process: protein phosphorylation. The record is from RefSeq and is a predicted model, not a curated record.